GCUCCUCGCAAGAUGAGGAAUCAGAGGCUCAGAGACAUGAAGUGACCUCCCCAAGGCCGCACAGCUCGUUCGUGGCUGAGAUUAUAUUGCAGACCUGGAGAGUCCGGUUCCAAGUCAGUGCCAGGCCACUAGAGGUGCCAGCUGUUUGGAACUGAAACAUGACAGAAGGGGAAGCGGAGAGUGAGGGCCAGGCCCCUUGGGGGCUGGUGGCCAGAGGACUGCUGAAUCUGUACUGGGUGCUCAGCUGGGUCUGUGUGCUGCUGAUGGUGGAGACAGUGUCGGGGGCCGGGGGCCCAUCUGCAGGGACCCGCAUUAGCUCCCAGUUUCCAGCCUCGGGUGUGAACCAGAGCCCCGUGGUAGACUGUCGAGAAGUGUGUGGCCUGAAUGCCUCUAGCCGCUGUGAUUUCGUCCGCUCCAACCCUGACUGCCGCUGUGAAGGGGGCUACCUGGACUACCUUGAAGGCAUCUUCUGCCACUUCCCACCCGACCUCCUCCCUCUGGCCGUCACUCUCUACGCUUUUUGGCUGCUCUACCUGUUUCUGAUUCUGGGAGUCACCGCGGCAAAGUUUUUCUGCCCUAACUUGUCAGCCAUUUCGACCACACUCAAGCUUUCCCACAAUGUGGCUGGCGUCACCUUCCUGGCGUUUGGGAACGGGGCACCGGAUAUCUUCAGCGCCCUGGUGGCCUUCUCAGGUCCGCGCACAGCCGGCCUGGCCUUUGGGGCACUGUUUGGCGCAGGCGUGCUGGUUACCACCGUGGUGGCCGGUGGCAUCGCCAUCCUGCACCCCUUCACAGCAGCCUCGAGGCCCUUCCUCAGGGACAUCAUUUUCUACAUGGUGGCCGUGUUUCUGAUCUUCACUGCACUCUACUGCGGCAGGGUCACACUGGCAUGGGCCCUGGGUUACCUGGGCUUCUACGUGUUCUACGUGGUCACUGUGGUUCUCUGCACUUGGAUCUACCAGUGGCAGCAGAGGAGAUCCUUGGUCUACUCCGUGCCAGGUACUCCAGAGGUGCUGUCAGGUUCCGAGGAGGAUCGGGUGUCUUCUAAUACCAACAGCUAUGACUACGGUGAGGAGUACCGGCCGCUGUUCUUCUACCAGAAGACCACGGCUCAGAUCCUGUUGCAGGCCCUCAACCCCCUGAAUUACAGGAAGUGGAGGACCAAGCCAGUGUACUGGAGGGCCCUCAAGGCGUUCAAGCUGCCCGUGGAGUUCCUGCUGCUCCUCACUGUUCCCGUCAUGGACCCCGACAAGGAGGAUGGGAACUGGAAGCGGCCCCUCAACUGCCUGCACCUGGUCAUCAGCCCCCUGUUCUUGGUCCUGACCCUGCAGUCGGGGGCCUAUGGCGUCUAUGAGAUAGGUGGCCUCUUUCCCGUCUGGGCCGUGGUGGUGAUCGCAGGCACAGCCUUGGCUGCAGUGACCUUUUUUGCCACAUCCAACAGUGAGCCCCCCAGGCUUCACUGGCUCUUCGCUUUCCUGGGCUUCCUGACCAGCGCCCUGUGGAUCAACGCAGCUGCCACGGAGGUGGUGAACGUCUUACGGUCCCUGGGUGUGGUCUUCCGGCUGAGCAACACUGUCCUCGGGCUCACGCUGCUGGCCUGGGGGAACAGCAUUGGAGAUGUCUUCUCAGAUCUCACGCUGGCCCGCCAGGGCUACCCGCGGAUGGCGUUCUCGGCCUGUUUUGGUGGCAUCAUCUUCAAUAUCCUGGUGGGCGUGGGGCUGGGCUGCCUGCUCCAGAUCUCCAGGGGCCACGUGGCGGUGGAGCUGGAGCCUGAUGGACUGUUGGUGUGGGUCUUGGCUGGCACCCUAGGCCUCAGCCUCGUCUGUUCCCUGGUCUCGGUCCCACUGCAGUGCUUCCAGCUGAACAGAGUUUACGGCUGCUGCCUGCUUCUCUUGUACUUGACCUUCCUCCUGGUGGCCCUGCUCACUGAGUUUGGAGUGAUUCACUUGAAAACUGUGUGAGUGAAGCUGUGUCGGGGUCCGCCUGGUGGUCGGGAGGUGUCGCUGCAGGCGGUGAGAUGGAGGAUGAAGUUUCUUCGUUCGAACCCGCUCAGGCGAGCGUGGCCAAGGCCGAGACCGUGAACGGGGUGUGCGCUCGUGGGGCUGUGCUCUCUGCUAAAGCUUCCCAGUCGCCGCUGUGUGCAGUUAGGUCAGCUAAACCUUGUUUCUGGGGCUGCGGAGGCUGGGCUUCCCUGUGGACAGAGUUCCAGGCAGCAGGUAGACUUCCUUGCGUUAUCUCCAGAGCCUCUUGAAAGUUGGGGUCUGGGGAGAAGGGGAUGCCUGGGUGCCUUCCAGGCUGGAAGACCCCAAAGAGUUCAGGGCUGGAGACAGUUGUGGAGGCCCAGGCCCCUCCCCACAGUCACGCCCUGUCGCCUUCCUGCUGCUUCUCUCAGGGCUGCCAAACCCGUGUUUAGGGAGUCAGGGUGACUCGGACCUGGCAGAUAGAACGGCUUGUGUGCUGUGGGCCUCGGGCCGAUGCGGGCUGAGUUCUAGAGCUGCGCUGUCCAACAGAAAUAGAAUGCGAGACAUGUACCUAAUUUUGAAUCUUCUAGUCGCCACGUUAAUAAAGCCAAAAGAAAAAGGUGAAAUUAAUGAUAAUAUAUAUCACUUCAAGAUAGCAACCAGUGGCACUGGCCCACGAGUGGCUGCCGUGUCGGACAGCACAGCUCUAGGCUGCCUCUAGAACGGUCUGCUGGCUUCAGAGGCUUCCCCAGACGCAAAACAGGAGCCAGUUUGACUGUGCCCUGUGCCUACCUCAGGGGGAGCCCUGGGCUGGGGCUGCUUUGCCUGCGAACUCCUGGGAGGGUGAUGAGCGCUCCCGGGCGCCUUCCUGCUGUCAGCCAGUGACCCGCCUUUUCAAUAAGCAGCGCUUCUGUUUGCUCAAUGCCUUAUGCCGGCAGUAAAGGGACUCAGUUGUCUUUUUUUCCAAUGAAAAAAUUAUUAAAUGUUUCAAGUAAACAGAAAACAACAUACAGCCGGCUGUUACUGGUUCUUCCUAACCUGGGUCAGGCUGACAAGUGGUCGGUUCCAGGGCCGAAGGCGCUUGGCCCUGACGGAUCUGGACUUGGCGGCACGUCUAGGGGUGGGGCUGAGGUGGGGUCAGGAAUGGGCAUGGAUGGGUCCUCUCCCUGUUCCCCACGAUCUCAGAAGCCACCGAAUGGUGCCUGGUGGAAGUCACGAGGCAGCAGCCGCGUGUACAAAGCAGAGGCUCUUUUAUUAAUACGCCAGAAAUCCGGAGACGCGGUGGGUUUUCCAGGUAACAAAUCCCCAUUGUACAAAAACCUUACAGCGUCGCCCCCUCUGUCUGUACAAAAUGAUUGUCACGUGGUGUGGAGUAAGGCUGGGUUGGGGGAGGGAAGCAAGGAGGAGGGGCCAGAUGGUGUCCCCCCGAAAGCGGGGCAGGGGCCCAGGGCCAUCACAGACACUGACAGGUGGUGUGACCCAGACCCAGUCAGCGCAUCUCACCUUGGUGGUGGUCAGCUGACGUGGGAGGUGAGAGGGCAUCCGAGCUGGAUGUCCUGGGUUCCCAGAGCUCACAGCCCUGGGUGACACCCGCUCCCUGCUCGAUGGCCUGUGUACAAGUCGGAGGGUCAACUUGAGGAGGCCCCCAGUGACCCCGAAGGGGCAGCUGUCCUUAGCCUCAGUAAUGAGGGUGCCCACCAGUGGCUGGAGUCUGGUGCCUCAGCACUGUUGCCACUUGGCUUUCAUCCCGUCCCUGGCUAACACCAGGGCCUUUCACAGGAUGGGGUUGAGAGGCCUGGACUAGAUCCCACUCUUCCAGGUACCAGCCUUCACCCUGGGGGCUGGGGGGCUGCGCUCAGUUUCCCUGGUGCCCCUCCCAGGUUUUAGCCUCCUGGGGGCAGAUGCUGAGGUCGGGGGACUCACGCCCUCCUCUGGAAGCCGCCCCUUGACUCCUGCUUCCAGAAUGCCCGUUUCAAUAAACAAAAGCUGAAAGGCACCCAAAUAUGCAAACAAAGUUACUUCUCCGGAGCGGGGAAGGGGUUCUGGCCUGGGGCUCGGUGCCGAGCUGCCUGCGAUGGCCCGUGGCCCUCCAGAGAGAAAAGAGGACGUCUGUCUCCCGAUUCCCUUGGGGAAUCUCAGUGGUUCUCAGUGAUUCAUUGUUUCCCUAAAGGGCUGUGCUUUAAAAACAGAAACGUCCACCACUUCUCCCCUAGUGAGGGGCAGAGCUGUGUGGUGCUGGCCAUGGGACCAGCCCAUCCAAGGCCACAGUCGAGAAGACUUGGCUGUGGGGAUGGGGUACCACACCCCGGGAUCAGGCCCUGCCCGGCUGGGAAGAGGAUGUGGCGAGGGGGAGUUUGCCCACCCGCCUCCCUAAGUCACGGAGGCAGUGGAGGCAGCUGGAAAGCGGGGGUUGGGGCAGGAUGCCCAGUGCAGGCCGCUUCCC
This is a messenger RNA of Globicephala melas (long-finned pilot whale), 4404 nucleotides long. Lineage: Eukaryota; Metazoa; Chordata; Mammalia; Artiodactyla; Delphinidae. The record is from RefSeq and is a predicted model, not a curated record.